This is a messenger RNA of Dendronephthya gigantea, 772 nucleotides long. RefSeq lists its product as uncharacterized. Bases 62 to 724 code for a protein of 220 amino acids. The transcript is spliced from 4 exons. The record is from RefSeq and is a predicted model, not a curated record. NCBI's taxonomy places the organism in Eukaryota, Metazoa, Cnidaria, Anthozoa, Malacalcyonacea, Nephtheidae.
UCAUUCGUUUUGAUUAAUCUUUGUAAACGUAUAUUGCUUGCAAUAUAUAUAACACUUUAAAAUGAAAGAUAACGUAUUGGGCGCUAAUGUACGGUUACAAGAACCAUUUGUUUCCAUAAAAAAUGACCCAGGAAAAUGCGUAAAGCGUCACUUGGGCAAAAAUGUGUAUCUUCUGUUAUUCUCUCUUGUAACUCUUCUUGCAUCUUCAAGCAUCGUGAACGGAAUGAAAUUUUGCUUUGACGGAAAUAACGAAGGUCGUCGAUUAAACGCGACAGUGCUUACAAGUUGCUAUACCCAGUCAGCCGCUAAAUGUGUUCUUCAAUGUUCCAAUGAGCCAUGCUGUCGAUCUGUGAACUACCACAAAACAUCAUCAGGCGAAUGUUUAAUUGAGAACUGUGAAUUACUCCAUGCUAUUUCAACUGAAAAUCCUCAGUACUUGGUCGAAGAUAAAGAUUUUGAUUAUUUUAUAUUGUUACCCCAACCGGAAAGAGAGUUCAACUGCCAGUGCAUGUCCUGCCAGAGUGAUAUUGAAGAAUGUUCUCAAGUGAACAAGAAUUGUUCUUGUCUAUACGGCCAAGAUGAACUGAAGUGCGGUAAAAAAGAUUUAGCGCCUUCUGACUGCAGUGAUGAAUCGCCAUCUCAGGCAUGUCAUGGAUGGAAGGCGAGUUGCGGCAGUAAUAUAAUAGUGCAAAGAUCUUGCAAGAAAACAUGUGGCCUCUGUUAAGAUAGUAUAAGUGUACGGGGCCGGUUGUAUCAAGCCCGUUUAGCUUUA